Messenger RNA from Fusarium verticillioides 7600, 183 nucleotides. RefSeq lists its product as hypothetical. The transcript has a single exon. The record is from RefSeq and is a predicted model, not a curated record. Lineage: Eukaryota; Fungi; Ascomycota; Sordariomycetes; Hypocreales; Nectriaceae. Bases 1 to 183 code for a protein of 60 amino acids.
AUGACAGACACGAAAGGUCUUGGCAAAACAGAUCAAGAAGGAAACUCUUCGGCUUCAGCGCCAACAGAGCUUCCUCCUUCAUACGAUAUCGCUCUAUCUCAAUCUGAGUCUCAACAGCAAGAUCAGUCACAAGUUACAGGGAAUUUUCCUAUUCUUGUUCUCGAUGGCACAAAGAUCUAUUGA